Messenger RNA from Symphalangus syndactylus (siamang), 4094 nucleotides. RefSeq names its product HPS1 biogenesis of lysosomal organelles complex 3 subunit 1 (gene HPS1). The record is from RefSeq and is a predicted model, not a curated record. Lineage: Eukaryota; Metazoa; Chordata; Mammalia; Primates; Hylobatidae. Gene Ontology annotation, molecular function: guanyl-nucleotide exchange factor activity. Gene Ontology annotation, biological process: vesicle-mediated transport; melanosome assembly. Gene Ontology annotation, cellular component: BLOC-3 complex.
GCGAUCCGGUACGUGGGCUUCCGGGUUGUCCCCUCCGGGGGCGGCGAUCCUCCCUCCGGAGCCCCUGCAACCCUCCCGGAAGUGGGGGAGGGGCCCUAGGGGUCCCGGAGCGGGCCCACCCCUAGCCUCACCCACUCCGGGCGUGUGGCCGUGGGCCGGUCGCUUCCUCGCUCGGAGCCAAAGUUCCUCAGCCGUGAAGAGGGGCGGAUGUCACAAGUCAAGCCUCCUUCUCAGGGUGGCCGUGAGGUUCGGGGGUGGGGGGAGGUGGGGAUUUGGGGUGAAACUGGACAGAAACUGGCGUGCUAGGCAAACGGGAGCCCCGCGGUGGCGAGCCGCUGACUCGCUCUCUCCAGAGACUCAGGGGCAGGGCCGGGCUCCGAAGGUGUGGGACCCCAGAAGGAGCUGCUGAAGACGGGACCAAGGGCCACAGGGCGGUUUGCUGGGGUCCAGAUGGUGAAAGUGGGCGCUGGGGGUCGUCCCAGGUUGGCCCCCAGCCAUCUGGAGCUCCUUUCGCCAGUGAGUCUCCUCCGAGUUCCCUUUCUAGGGCAGAUAGCGAAGUGAAGCGGAAGUCACAAUGUGACACCGGCGAGGUUCUCUUCCCAGCAGCCUGUGGGGAAGCAUCCCCCUGUUUCGGGAAUAUGGCAUUCGGGCCAAUCAUGUGGGGUGAUGGAGCCCGUCUCAGGGUUCGGUUGCUAAAGGCCGAACUCGUAACAGCAGUCUCUGUGGCGGGUAGUCACUUGCCUCUUACUCGCUCACAGUGCUUAACUUCCUAAUUAAGUUUUCUGUUGUUCCUGCCAUCUAUCCAAAUAUGAAUGAUUCCGGAACCAGAUUCGUUAAUCCUGUUAUUUGAAGAAGGGAAGCUGGGAAAUAGGAAUAAUGAUCCCCACAGCUAUGUAAGAACGCAGUUUGCUAAGGUUACUUUGCAGCUUGCCUGGUCGUUCCCAUGAUCUAACCCUGUAGGGAGGUAGAGUAGGGGAUGUUGCUGUCUGUAUUUCUCCCCAGGAGUUUGAGGCUCAGAGAGGUUUAUGCGACUUGGCAAAGCCAAAACUAGAACCUGGUCCCAGAUGCCUUUCCUGUUAGUUUCCUUCCAUUCAUCGUAUCAUCCCAGGAUCCCCACUCCCUUCACUGGGACUGCAUCCUCACCACCUGGGAUGUGCUAUGCUAUCUCCCAACAGUCACUCCUAGCAAGCUCCCUGGGGCUGCUUGGGGAGCUCUGAGUGACCCACAGAAGUGGGAGCACUUCAUGGGAACAAAGGAGGAAGGAACAAAAGUGGGCACCUGCUCUGUGCAAAGGGCUGUGCUGGCCGGGCUCCUAUUCUCCAUUAUGGGAGUAUUUGCAGGACCAGGGAUGCUGUGCUGCUGUCCCAUGAGCCAGUCACCGAGUCUGUCUGCUGCAGCCCUUUCUGAACCUCUGGCUGUCUGGAUGCUCCACUGUGCUCCUUGCCAAGAUGAAGUGCGUCUUGGUGGCCACUGAGGGCGCAGAGGUCCUCUUCUACUGGACAGAUGAGGAGUUUGAAGAGAGUCUCCGGCUGAAGUUUGGGCAGUCAGAGAAUGAGGAAGAAGAGCUCCCUGCCCUGGAGGACCAGCUCAGCACCCUCCUAGCCCCGGUCAUCAUCUCCUCCAUGACAAUGCUGGAGAAGCUCUCGGACACCUACACCUGCUUCUCCACGGAAAAUGGCAACUUCCUGUAUGUCCUUCACCUGUUUGGAGAAUGCCUGUUCAUUGCCAUCAAUGGCGAGCACACCGAGAGCGAGGGGGACCUGCGGCGGAAGCUGUAUGUGCUCAAGUACCUGUUCGAAGUGCACUUCGGGCUGGUGACUGUGGACGGUCAGCUUAUCCGAAAGGAGCUGCGGCCCCCAGACCUGGGGCAGCGUGUCCAGCUGUGGGAGCACUUCCAGAGCCUGCUGUGGACCUACAGCCGCCUGCGGGAACAGGAGCAGUGCUUCGCCGUGGAGGCCCUGGAGCGGCUGAUUCACCCCCAGCUCUGUGAGCUGUGCAUAGAGGCGCUGGAGCGGCACGUCAUCCAGGCUGUCAACACCAGCCCCGAGCGGGGCGGCGAGGAGGCCCUGCAUGCCUUCCUGCUCGUGCACUCCAAGCUGCUGGCAUUCUACUCUAGCCACAGUGCCAGCUCCCUGCGCCCGGCUGACCUGCUCGCCCUCAUCCUCCUGGUUCAGGACCUCUACCCUAGCGAGAGCACAGCAGAGGACGACAUUCAGCCUUCCCCACAGAGGGCCCGGAGCAGCCAGAACAUCCCCGUGCAGCAGGCCUGGAGCCCUCACUCCACAGGCCCAAUCCGGGGGAGCUCUGCAGAGACGGAGACAGACAGCUUCUCCCUCCCUGAGGAGUACUUCACGCCAGCUCCUUCCCCUGGCGAUCAGAGCUCAGGUAGCACCAUCUGGCUGGAGGGGGGCACCCCACCCAUGGACGCCAUUCAGAUAGCAGAGGACACCCUCCAAACGCUGGUUCCCCACUGCCCUGUGCCUUCCGGCCCCAGAAGGAUCUUCCUGGAUGCCAACGUGAAGGAAAGCUACUGCCCACUAGUGCCCCACACCAUGUACUGCCUGCCCCUGUGGCAGGGCAUCAACCUGGUGCUCCUGACCAGGAGCCCCAGCGCGCCGCUGGCCCUGGUCCUGUCCCAGCUGAUGGAUGGCUUCUCCAUGCUGGAGAAGAAGCUGAAGGAAGGGCCGGAGGCCGGGGCCUCCCUGCGCUCCCAGCCCCUCGUGGGAGACCUGCGCCAGAGGAUGGACAAGUUUGUCAAGAAUCGAGGGGCACAGGAGAUUCAGAGCACCUGGCUGGAGUUUAAGGCCAAGGCUUUCUCCAAAAGUGAGCCCGGAUCCUCCUGGGAGCUGCUCCAGGCAUGUGGGAAGCUGAAGCGGCAGCUCUGCGCCAUCUACCGGCUGAACUUCCUGACCACAGCCCCCAGCAGGGGAGGCCCACACCUGCCCCAGCACCUGCAGGACCAAGUGCAGAGGCUCAUGCAGGAGAAGCUGACAGACUGGAAGGACUUCUUGCUGGUGAAGAGCAGGAGGAACAUCACCAUGGUGUCCUACCUAGAAGACUUCCCAGGCUUGGUGCACUUCAUCUAUGUGGACCGCACGACCGGGCAGAUGGUGGCGCCUUCCCUCAACUGCAGUGAAAAGACCUCGUCAGAGUUGGGCAAGGGGCCGCUGGCUGCCUUUGUCAAAACUAAGGUCUGGUCUCUGAUCCAGCUGGCGCGCAGAUACCUGCAGAAGGGCUACACCACGCUGCUGUUCCAGGAGGGGGACUUCUACUGCUCCUACUUCCUGUGGUUUGAGAAUGACAUGGGGUACAAACUCCAGAUGAUCGAGGUGCCCGUCCUCUCCGACGACUCAGUGCCUAUCGGCAUGCUGGGAGGAGACUACUACAGGAAGCUCCUGCGCUACUACAGCAAGAACCGCCCAACCGAGGCUGUCAGGUGCUAUGAGCUGCUGGCCCUGCACCUGUCUGUCAUCCCCACUGACCUGCUGGUGCAGCAGGCCGGCCAGCUGGCCCGGCGCCUCUGGGAGGCCUCCCGUAUCCCCCUGCUCUAGGCCAAGGUGGCCGCAGUCUGCCUUUGCAUCCUGUCCUCCAGUCGCCCUUUCUUCCCACUGUUCCCCAUGACGAGAGCCUCCUGUCUGCAGUGGCCAUCCUGAGGAUGGGGCAGAGUGCCCAGGGUGGCCCCAGGGUUUCUAAAACCCCACCUAGACCACCCUCCAUGUCGGGUACUGAGCAAGGCCCCAGAUCCUUCUCUCUGGAGGAAGAGGGAAGCCCAAGGGUCCUGUCUGUAAAACAACAGUGGCAGCAGCUUCUCUUCCAGAGCUGCCUGUGCCUUUAUCCUGGGAGAUGGGGAGGAAGCCCCAUCUCUGCUGUUCCCUGUGUGGAGGAAGCCCACCCGGCAAGCUCUCUCCUAUCCCAGGUAAAAGGUGCUCCUUUGCCUGGGUUUGAAUUCCAGCCCUGCCACUUCCUCUCUGCACCUCCUGGCAAGUUUCUUCUAUUCCCCAUAUUUAAAGCAGCGGCACCUCCCUCCCAGGGUGGUGUGAGGAUUACCCAAUGUGGUAGGUGCUCAAUAAAUGUUGGUCAUUGUUAUCACUGAA